Molecule: messenger RNA, 2784 nt
Organism: Danaus plexippus (monarch butterfly)
Lineage: Eukaryota; Metazoa; Arthropoda; Insecta; Lepidoptera; Nymphalidae
Gene: nab
Product: NGFI-A-binding protein homolog
Exons: 8
Coding region: 132-1571 (479 amino acids)
Biological process (GO): negative regulation of DNA-templated transcription
Cellular component (GO): nucleus
Molecular function (GO): transcription factor binding; transcription coregulator activity
Source: RefSeq, a predicted model, not a curated record
CGGGGCGCGCGCUCUCAGGCGAACACUGCGCGACUGCCCGCGAGGACCUCUCGGACUCACGAGGGAGAUUCCUCGUUUCAUUUCUUUAGUCUGUGGUGAUGUUUGGCAAACGGUGAGUUUUUGGCGGGUUAAUGUGUGCGAGCGAGAAGGGAGAUAUGGAGAGCCCGGCAGAGGAAACGGGACGGACGACCACACACACCACCAACAACGGCUCCAAUAAGAUCAUCGGAAGAAAUGUGAAUGGGACCAUGGUAGUUACGUCAGCGCCAUCUAACGAGGCCGAGCUUCAGUUGUACCGAGUAAUGCAACGAGCCAGCUUACUGGCUUACUACGACACGUUACUUGAAAUGGGCGGCGAUGAUGUGCAGCAGCUCUGUGACGCUGGUGAAGAAGAAUUCCUGGAAAUAAUGGCAUUAGUCGGGAUGGCAUCCAAGCCUUUACACGUACGGAGAUUACAAAAAGCUCUACAAGAGUGGGUGAACAACCCAGCACUUUUCCAGAUACCCAUCGUCCCUAACCUCUGUCCCACCGAGAACCCUUUCAUACAGUGCAACCAAAGACUUCUAAACAUCCCACCGACCAUACCAAAUUUACCACGAACGGUGUCAUCCCCUGACAAUAAUAGACCCAUGUACAGCCCCUCUCCUGGAGCGCCAGAAAAUAGCUGUGGGUCAAAUGCCUCCGCCCCCAAUGCCAGUCCAGUCCACAGUCAGGCAGCUUUCACCAAAAUAGUUCUACCAUCGUCUCCUGCCCCCACCGCUCCCGUUACAACCACUACCAGAUCCUUUUCCCCCCAAAGCGCCUGUCCUCCUGCCUCCUCAGGAUCUAGUCCCAGCUCAGUCACAUCCCCCGUCCAACUAACACCAGUCCUCUUAGACAUUCACGUACAAAAACUAGCUGCGGCAGCAGAAAAGUUGUGUAAGCACCUUCCGCAAUUCGAACCGAAGCCGCAAAAUACUAAGAAGAAAAUGUGCAAGGAACUCGAGUUGGUGAUGAUGAUGCCGGAGUCGGAUCCUCGGAGAAUGGAGGAGAUCAGAAAGUACGCGGCCAUAUACGGGAGGUUCGAUUGCAAGAGGAAGCCCGAGAAACCAUUGACACUUCAUGAGGUGUUAGUGAACGAAGCGGCGGCUCAGCUGUCACGAUGCUCGCCAGCGCUGCUCACGAGACGCGACGAGCUGUUCCCGCUGGCCAGACAGCUCGUCAGAAGAGCCGGUCUACACUACUCUAAACAUGGUCUCCCUCCUUCUGCGACAACGGAGGAACGAGAGCGUGAUGACGAGGAAACUCCGAGCAAGCGACCGCGGCAGGAGAGAGAGGACAAUGGUGUCAGAGCGAGUCCCGAAACAGCACGAUCCAAUUACAGUUGGUGGGGAAAGACGGAGAGUGACGACGCUGAUUCUCGCUGUUCAUACUCCAGCACCAGCACUCCGCCUCCUGAGGGUGAGGAACGUCCGCAGGUGGUAGCUGCUCGGGGUGACAGCAUCAUCGCUGUGGCGAACCCUGCGCUGGCACAUCCUCCACACCCUCACCCGCCUCACCCUCACCAUCCCGCCAGAAACCAUUCCAACUGACUACAAGAUAACCACCAGAUAGUGGAUACACGCGCGGAUCGUAUGGAAAUAACGUCUUGAAUUAGAAAUAAGAUGAUUAAAAAUGAAAAUAAUUAUUAAGGCGAUAAUUUUUUGCUACGUCCACGUUCUAUAUUUGUUAUAUAUUAAAAAAAAAAAAGGUUUGUGAGGAAGUGAUUAAUGUUAUUAUAUUUCCGUCCCUCAAACGAUGAAAACAAAACAAUUAUAGAAAUAUUUUUUCAUAUAAAGUCCUUGUCUGCAGAGGGGUUUCAAAUACUUCUUGCUCCCUCGUGUGGCAAAGGUUUAAAUCAUUGACAUCCAAGCUAUUUCUGUUAAAUGUAUUUUACAUAUUCUGAUGUUCGUUUGGGUCACAAUGUUUUUGAGUCAGUGACGGAUAUAAAGAUAUCUUGUAAUUCUGUUGCUACUUCACAAAAUGAGUCUCUUAUAACAGUUAUAAAAUACCCACACUGAUGUAUUGAAACCUCAAAGUCUAGUUUGUCCUCAGAACAGCUUGUUUUUUUUUUGUUAUAAUGAGGAAAUUUGCAGUUACUAGUUGUCUAAUAAAUAUUAACAUAUAUUUGCAAUUCAAUAUGUCUUAAUCAGUAACAUAUAUUUUUAGACGUCAUUAUUUAAUCGAUUUGCGAACCAUAUCCAGUUCAAUCAUCGCCUUAUAAAUUAAUUUCAUUGACUAAAUAUUAUUUUCAUUGUAAAUAAAUAAUAAUUAUAAAAAUAAAUAUACAUUCCAACAGAUAAUUAAGCAAUAUUUAUUUAAUGUAUCAUAGGUUAGUGACAGCCAUAUUUGCCUUGUAGUCAUUAUUUAAGCCUCGUUUACGUCGUCGUAAAAAGAGAUGGCGCCACUUUCUUUGACGAUGAGUUAAGGUUCGGUUUCUUUGUGUUUGCGAUGAAUCUGUGAAUGUGUUACAUUAAUAUCCAAUAUGGUGUUAUGCCUUUAUAUUUUUUUGUAAAUAAAAAACUAUAAAGAAAAUUAUUACUUUGAAACCGGAAAUAUCUUUUCAUGUUGUCUAGUAGACGAUUCUUAUAUAUUUUUUUUAUAUUUAAUACAAAAUGGAGUAUACUGUUCUAAAUCUACGGAACAUUUACUACAAAAACCAAAAUUUUUCAGUAAAUUGACUAAGAAAUAAUUUCAGGAAGUACUAAGUACUUCAGCGUCUUCAGAUUGAACACGAAAUUUGACGUUGUAAAUAAAACUGUAAAA